This is a messenger RNA of Carassius gibelio (silver crucian carp), 3258 nucleotides long. Its product is annotated as G patch domain-containing protein 2-like. The coding region runs from base 132 to 1580 and encodes 482 amino acids. Gene Ontology annotation, molecular function: nucleic acid binding. The transcript is spliced from 10 exons. NCBI's taxonomy places the organism in Eukaryota, Metazoa, Chordata, Actinopteri, Cypriniformes, Cyprinidae. The record is from RefSeq and is a predicted model, not a curated record.
AUGCGCAUCUUUUAAUAUGUCUUGUAGUCCGUUUCCGGUGCGGUGGUGUUGUUGUUGUUGUUGAGGCGCUAUGGUUUGUCAGCGCGGCCUCAAUCUUUUCCCGUGAGUUUUUGUCGUGUUCUGCGGGUUUCAUGUUCCGCGCCACCGAGAUCAAGAGCUUCGGUAAAGCGGGAACCGGCUGGCACUUUCGGCGGACGAUGGACGAGCUGGUCCAUGACCUGGUGUCGGCUCUGGAGGAGAGUUCAGAACAAGCCCGUGGAGGGUUUGGAGAUGGUGGAGAUCACGCUCUGGCCGUCAGUUGCCUGUUGAAACGCCAGGCCCGCAAGCGCCGUGGCCGUAAGCGUCGGUCCGAUAACCCUCACCCACCGUGGGACACCUGCCACCUGAGCGAAGGCUCUGAGUCCAGCCUAGAGGAGCAGAAAGACUACCGCUCAUCCACAGCAGCAGGGGGCGCUCACACCCGUGACAACAACAGCGACUCGGAUGAGCAGCUGGGUGCCAAGCGGCGUACACCCCUCACUGACCCCGGCAGGGGGAAGAGGCCGCUGUGGCUGGAUGACUUGAGUGGAGCGGAUGCUUUGGGAACGCGCAGUUUGCGGAGGCGUCGGAAAGUCAAGCGCAUGGCUGUGGACCCACCACUAGAUGUCUCCACCAUGCUGCUGCCGCCGUCCAGAGCAACCAACAGCAGGGAGGCGGGGUUCAGUCCAGAGGCCAAAGGGAGCGAAUCAAACAAAAACAGGGUGAAGAAGAGGAAGUACACAACGCAGAGACUCGCACAGGACGUGGCGGACGAAGGCGUGGUGGUAGAGAGCGAAGAGGCGGGACAAACAGCCAAAGAUAAGAUGGACUAUGAUGAGCAGAAAGGCUCAGAUGAGGAGAUGAGUGACAGUGAGACGAGCAGCGUGAGUAACAGCAGUGAUGGGGGCCUGUACACAAACGACGAGGGAAGGCAAGGCGAUGAUGAGCAGAGUGAUUGGUUCUAUGAGGGCGAGCCGGGCGGGGCUUGUGGAGUCGCUGGUGUGGUGCCGUGGUGGGAGAGAGACUCUAACGAACUGGACCUCAAUGACCCCAUGUUCAACAGCAUCCUGAGCGGAGCGUUCCCGUUAAUGUCACAGGGAGCUCCAAGAGGGUUUCAAGCGCGGCAGGCCUGUCUUCAGAAGUCACAGGGAACCUCUCAAGGAAUUCCCGAUCGAUUACCGAGAUUAUCCCAGGAUCCUCAUGACUCGUGGUUCAGCUCCGGGGCCAGAAGAGACCAAUUGCUUUGGGAUUCUCGUAGCGACAGAAGCCACAGGAAAAGCUGCUCUUUAAAGACUCCUAGCAGACAAAAUAGUGGUCAUCUUGGCUCUUUGUGUACUGGAGAUAUAAAGAGACGACGGAAAGCUGCGCCUGUGGGAGGCCCGUCAUCCUCAGGUGUGGUGGGUGAGAGCACUGCUCCUCUGCCCGAGUCAAACGUAGGGAGCCGUAUGCUGCAGAGUAUGGGCUGGACCCCGGGGUCAGGCCUGGCCCCUGACGGCAGAGGCAUCACGGAGCCCAUUCGUGCGUCUCAGAGGCCGAAGGGAGCCGGACUGGGCUUCAACUGAGCCUGAGCCGAGAACAAAGAGAGCAACUCAUGCAGAGACAGCAGCUAGGGCCCACGGGCCGCCUUUCUCUCGGUUAACCUCACUGUUAACAGCAGCCAGCCAGCAGAGGGCAGCACUGAGGUGAAACCAUGACUGACAGAGUGAAGCCAAAUAAGACACCAGCACUGGCCCCUGACAAAGACUGACUCUAGAGCCGCCUCACUGCCGACACACACACACACACACCGACUCAAUUCAACACCAACGUCAAAGCAAACAAAUCACCUUCAGAAAAAAACAUUAUUCACCAAAAAAGUAUCAUUACAGUCGAGAAUUUGCCAUUUUUAAUGAAAAUGUUUCUACAGUAUCGGAUGAAUUUAAUGAGGAAAUAUUUAACUGGACAAAUCAUAAAGAAAAUAAAUAACACAUUACAUUUUGCAUAACAAAAAAUGAAGCCUGUUUAUAGGACUUUUUAAUUUCACCUACUUUCAUGCUAAUUAAGCACAUUUCUCCCAACAUUCGUUACUGUAAUGCAAAAAAAAAGAUUUUGUUAAAAUGAGUUAAUUAUAUUCAGUAUAAUAGUGGCUGUCUUUAUUUUUUCACAUUGCAAAAAUGAUAUGCACUUAAUUGUCAUCAAACUAAUAAUGUUACUAAAAACAGGCUUCAUGCAAAAUGGGAUUUAUUAUUAUAUUAUUUUGAUGUUGGUCAGUAAUUCAACAUCCUGAAGAAGUAUUUUAAUGAGCCUUUGUGUCCUUAUCAGUGAUGUUCAUUACAAGCCAACAGCCAAACCUCAGCAGGUUUUUCCAAAACAAUUUUUUAAAACUUUCACCUCAUAAAAACCAAUGUGUUUUAGCAGAAUCGAUCAGUCCAGAUUAUCGUCUGUCUCUUGUAUUAAUUUGAUAUUUGUACAUCUGAUGUCGCUGAUUACAUCAUUUGUUUCCUUUUUUGGAAUUUAAUUGUUUUUCACGUCAUAUUGUUUUUGAAUCCUGUUUUUUGACGUUUAUGCAAAUAUCAUGCACUAAUAAUGAAUGUCAAUACCUCAGCCAAUCACAUGCUCAUGAAAGAUGCAUGUAUGAAAUGCUGAAACGAUGCAGACUGCAGCAAGCGACCGCUUCUUUUUUACGGGACUCAACUCACCCAUGUUUUAUUAAUGUUAAUUAAUGUUUAAUAAUGAGUCCACUUUGUUUAUUUCCGGCGCGUAUGAUUCGACAUUCAGUGAAAUGCGUGUAUUUCUCAGCAGAGUUUGAGUAAUGAAUAGGAUUAAUUGACUGAAUUGGCUUAGUUGAGAUGGAAUUAACCGUUGGAAGAGGUGACACGCUCACUAAUGACGACUGUCGUUUCUGGUUGUCACGAGGUAAAGAUUACACCAUUGUUGGGUAAACACUUCAAUUCCUCUUACGAACAAUCCCAGAUGAUUGCAGAUGCUAUUAUCUUGUCAGAGCGUUUAGGAAUCCGCUCGCUAAUACAGAAAGAGUCUUUGAGCCGAAUGUGACAUCACUUCCUGUCUGGUGUUUGAGCAUUCCCUAUAUAAGUGUUUUUUAAAUUAUGGUUUUGGGGACACUUUGUAUUUUUAAUCAUGUCUACACUCCAAAUGAACAGUUUUCGAGUGGUUGUCGACAUGAACGAGGAGCAUGUCGGGUUUGUCUCUUCCUGUGAUCUGUACAUCAUGCCAAACUCACAAACAUGCCACAUUUGUUUA